ACGAGUUGAGGCUUCUGAGAAUGUUGUGUCCUGUGUAAUCUGGGUCGUCGUCAGGCAUCCGGCUGGCCGGGCUGGCCACCACAGGCACAGCAAAAGAGGACACCCAAACAGUCUCUCCGACUGCUAAGAAAAAUGGUCUACCUUCUUUCUCUCUCCUUCUUCAUCCUCUUCCUAGGACCCACACAGGCCCACCCUCUCCAGCUGGGCGAGAAGGAUGAGAUGGUCUGCACAGAAGACCCAGAUGAUCUGGUGGACAUCACCACCAGGAUCCUGGAGACCAACAAUGCCAACACAGAGAUGCUGAUGGAAGGAGACAUCAUGGUCCCCAGAACCAGGACCGCCAUCAGGUGCUUGUGGUCCAACGAAUGCCUCUGGGAGAGGAAGAAGUCAGAGGUUCCUUACACACUCAGCUCAGAUUUGGACUAUUAUUCCCAGGGGAAGAUCAAGUACGCCAUGAACACCUUCCACACCAAGACCUGCGUGCGCUUCGUCCAACGUAGCAACCAGAGGGACUACCUUAGCAUCGAAAGCAGAUCCGGCUGUUCUUCAUGGGUUGGCAAAACCGGAGGUAAGCAGCUCGUAUCCCUCGAAAAAAGAGGGUGUGUUAACCACGGUACCAUCCAGCACGAGCUGCUCCACGAUCUGGGUUUCUACCACGAACAGAACAGGAGUGACCGCGACAAGAACAUCAGGAUCAACUGGGAGUAUGUUGAACGCGGGGAGGAGCCCAACUUCGACAAAGCGGACACCAACAACCUGGACAUUCCUUAUGACAACUCCUCCGUCAUGCAUUAUAAUAGAUGGUUGUUCAGCACUCCUAUUCCUGACGCCACUGUGCCCAUCGGACAGAGCUUGGAGAUGUCUGCGAUUGACGUUCAGAGGGUUAACAAGCUCUACAGGUGUUAAAGGGAGGGAAAAGUUGGAGCUGAAUCUGAUGUCUGAAUCUGAUGUCUGAAUUUAAUGUCUGAAUCUGAUGUCUGAAUUUAAUGUCUGAAUCUGAUGUCUGAAUUUAAUGUCUGAAUCUGAUGUCUGAAUUUGAUGUCGGACUGUCAAUGUUAAAAUUAUCUGGCAUUGUGUUGUUUGAAGGCAACUUGGGGUUAACUUAUUUUCUCAUGUUCAUUACUUGAUAGUAAUGGAAAU
Molecule: messenger RNA, 1140 nt
Organism: Salmo salar (Atlantic salmon)
Lineage: Eukaryota; Metazoa; Chordata; Actinopteri; Salmoniformes; Salmonidae
Source: RefSeq, a predicted model, not a curated record